Ziziphus jujuba (common jujube) is the source of this 835-nucleotide messenger RNA. Its product is annotated as major allergen Pru ar 1. Gene Ontology annotation, cellular component: nucleus; cytoplasm. The transcript is spliced from 2 exons. The coding region runs from base 105 to 587 and encodes 160 amino acids. Gene Ontology annotation, biological process: defense response; abscisic acid-activated signaling pathway. The record is from RefSeq and is a predicted model, not a curated record. NCBI's taxonomy places the organism in Eukaryota, Viridiplantae, Streptophyta, Magnoliopsida, Rosales, Rhamnaceae. Gene Ontology annotation, molecular function: protein phosphatase inhibitor activity; abscisic acid binding; signaling receptor activity.
UUCAUCAUCUCCACAGCUCAAAAACUCCUUCAACUAGCUAGUUUUAAUCCAAUAACUUUCUUGUUUUUGAUCUUUUUUCAAACCCCUUUCUUUAAAAAUCAAUCAUGGGUGUUUUAACUUAUGAAUCAGAGAUCACCUCCACCGUUGCUCCAGCUAGGCUUUUCAAGGCCUUUGUUGUUGAUGGUGACAAGCUCAUCCCACAGAUUGCACCCCAGGCUGUCAAGCAAAUUGAAAUCCUUGAAGGAGAUGGUGGAGCUGGAACCGUCAAGAAGAUCCAUUUCGGAGAGGGUGCCCAAUUCAAGUAUGUGAAGCACAAGGUUAACAAAGUUGACAUAGACAGCCUCACCUACAGCUACGCCGUGAUCGAAGGCGAUGUUUUGAGUGACAAAGUUGAGAAAAUCGAGUAUGAGAACAAGUUCGUUGCAGCCGCUGAUGGAGGAACAAUCAUUAAGAACAUCAGCAAGUACCACACCAUUGGCGAGGUGGAAAUCACUGAAGAACAAAUCAAGGCAGGCAAAGAUAGAGCCGGUGGCCUUUUCAAGGUUCUUGAGGGCUACCUCCACCAGAACCCUGAUGCCUACAACUAAAUUAAAUCAAGCUUUGGUUUUAAAUGAAUUUUAUAUGUUUGUCAAAUUUCGAUCUUGCUUUGAUCACCUAAAAGUUUGAGAGGGUGGCGUUCAAGUUGUUUUGUGUAUGUUUCCAAAAUAAGUGUUUGUGAGUUGUGAUCUCAUCUAGCUUGCUUAUUGAUAUUUUGGGUUUGAAUACUUUAAAAAGGAUAUUGAAAAAAAGUUGUAUUAUUUUCUAUAAAUUAUAAUAAAGAUGUUUACUUGUCAAA